AUGGAAUAUAUCAAAGUGACAAAAGUGGAGAACGUGAUCUUACACAAGAGAGGUGUCUCAGUUAUUGGUACGUUGCAUUUAACUACACAUCAUCUAAUAUUCUCCUCCAAGUACCUUCCGAGAGAGUUUUGGCUUGCUUACCCAUUAAUUAAUGGCGUAUUCAUGAAUAAGGGGAGCCCUUUACUUCAUUCAGAGAUGAAAUCAUUACAAGAUAACAAUAUCGUACAGAAAUGGUAUUCACGUAGAGAUUUAUGUUCUUUAAUUAAUAUAAAGAUUAUCUCUAAAGAUUACACGAUAAUAUCUCUCGAUUUCAUUAAUUUCGAUGAUGCUACGGCUGUUUUUGAUUCAUUAUUAAGACUCAAUUCAUUAGAUGAUAUAACACAAUUGUACGCAUUUAUUUACUCACCUACGAUCAGUGAAAGGGAGCAUGAUAAUUGGGGGAUAUAUUCCAUAUCAAGGGAAUUUAAAAGACAAGGUUUGAACCUACAUGAUGAGGGACCUUGGAGAAUAUCCAAUAUCAACAAAGAUUACAAAUUUGCACCCACAUACCCUGAUAAGUUAAUUGUGCCGAUGACAAUUUCAGAUGCCAUUUUGACUCAUGCAGGGAAUUAUAGAUCUCAAAAUAGAAUAUCAAUCCUAACAUACUAUUAUAAGGGAACAGGAACCAGUUUAACCAGGUCUGCUCAACCAAUGCCCGGAAUCACAAAGCAAAGAUCCAUACAGGAUGAACGGUUAAUCUCGGAGAUAUUCAAAUGUAGUAGCACUUCGGGCAAGAAAAAUCUAAUUGUGGAUGCAAGACCAAUGGCUAAUGCAAUCGGUCAAGUGGCUCUUGGUGGUGGUACUGAAAAUAUGGAUAAUUAUAAUUUUAAUGGAUCUACAAAGAGAAUGUUCCUUGGCAUUGAUAACAUUCACGUCAUGUCUGAUAUAAUGAACCAAUUUAUUGAUAGUGUUCUAGUGGAAGGUGAUUUAGAUUUAUCCAUUGACACCGUACAAUUGAUGAAAUCAUCUAAAUGGCUACAAGUAAUCAAACUAUUAUUAUCGUGUACCGAUAAAUUGACAAAAUCAAUGUUAUUCAACAAAUCGAAUAUCCUUAUUCAUUGCUCCGAUGGAUGGGAUAGAACUGCUCAGGUAUGUUCAUUGAUUGAAAUUUGUCUAGAUCCAUACUUUAGAACCAUGGAAGGUUUUAUGGUAUUAAUUGAAAAGGAUUGGGUUUCUAUGGGUCAUAAAUUUUUAGAAAGAUGUGGUCAUUUGAGUUCUGAAAAGAUCUUCCAUGAUAAUACUAUUGGAAUAAUAGAAAAGAGGAAAUUGAAACAAAGGUCAAAGUAUCUAUAUAAUGACAUUGACGAUCUAGAAACUAAUGAUACUUCCACUACGAUUGAUGAUUUUAACAUUUUAAAUUCAGAUUUUUUGAAGAAUACCUUUAAUGUUGGAAUUUCUAAGAAUAACAAUAAGAAUUUAAAGUUUGUCUCUCCCGUUUUCCAACAAUUUUUGGAUUGUGUAUACCAGCUAUUAUUGCAAAAUCCUACCCGGUUUGAAUUCAAUGAACGGUUCCUACGAAGACUUGUUUAUCAUUUGUAUGCAUGUCAAUAUGGAACAUUUCUUUGUAAUAAUGAAAAGGAAAGAAACGAUUAUCAUAUCAAGGAAAAGACACGACCUGUUUGGGAUUAUUUUUUAUCACGUCGGAUGGAAUUUACAAAUCCUAUUUAUAAGAAGGAGAACGAGGAAGAUGAGUGCAUUGAAGAUUGGAUCUUACCUGACUUGCAAAAGAUCAAAUGGUGGUGGCAGUUGUAUGGUAGAAGUGAUGAAGAGAUGAAUGAAUCCAUGAAUCAAGACUUGAAUAAAUCCACUACAGCGACUACUUUCUUACAAGAUGAUACAAUAACGGUAAAGGAUUCAGUUAAAAACAUUGGAUUAAAGAUACAAUCAUUUGGAAUCGAUUUAUUCAGUAAGAAAUGA
Molecule: messenger RNA, 1956 nt
Organism: Naumovozyma castellii
Lineage: Eukaryota; Fungi; Ascomycota; Saccharomycetes; Saccharomycetales; Saccharomycetaceae
Gene: YMR1
Product: phosphatidylinositol-3-phosphatase YMR1
Exons: 1
Coding region: 1-1956 (651 amino acids)
Source: RefSeq, a predicted model, not a curated record